GCUACUGCAUGGACUGUAUUCAAAGCUCCUGGGACGGAAAGCUAUACAGCUGCCCUGUGUGUAGAAAGAGCUUCACACCGAGGCCUGUCCUGCUGAAAAACACCAUGUUAGCAGCUUUAGUGGAGAAGCUGAAGAAGACUGGACGCCAACCUGCUCCUGCUGAUCACGGCUACGCUGGAGCUGAAGAUGUCUACACUGGGAGGAAACUGAGAGCCUGUAAGUCCUGUCUGCAGUGUCUGAUCUCUUACUGUGAGAAACACCUCCAGCCUCACUAUGAAUCUCCUGCCUUUCAGGGGACUGAAGUGGAUGUUUUACUGCCACAACCAGAGCCCAGGACCAGAGCUGGAUUCUUAAAAUAUUCACGUGAAAUCACUCUGGAUCUAAACACAGCACACAUACAACUGUUAAUAUCUGAGGGGAACCGAAAAGCAACACUCACGGAACAACAACAGUGUUAUUCUAGUCAUCCAGACAGAUUCGCUGUAUGGUCUCAGGUCCUGAGUAGAGAGAGUCUGACUGGACGUUGUUACUGGGAGGUGGAGCGGAGAGGGGGAAGAGUUUCUGUAGCAGUCGCAUACAAGAAUAUCAGCAGAGCAGGGUGGGGAAGUGGAUUCGGAUUCAAUGACAAAUCUUGGGCGUUAGAGUGUAACCAAAACAGUUAUACAUUUAGUUACAACAGUAUCGACACUCCCGUCUCAGGUCCUCGGUCCUCCAGAGUAGGAGUGUACCUGGAUCACAGAGCAGGUAUUCUGUCCUUCUACAGCGUCUCUGAAACCAUGACUCUCCUCCACAGAGUCCAGACCAAAUUCACUCAGCCGCUACAUGCUGGACUUUUGCUUUAUUAUGAAACCACAGCUGAGUUGUGUAAACAGAAAUAGCCCGAAGUCAUUUGAGGAACUCUUCUACUUCUUCAACUCAUU
Notothenia coriiceps (black rockcod) is the source of this 920-nucleotide messenger RNA. Its product is annotated as tripartite motif-containing protein 16-like. The coding region runs from base 9 to 878 and encodes 289 amino acids. The record is from RefSeq and is a predicted model, not a curated record. NCBI's taxonomy places the organism in Eukaryota, Metazoa, Chordata, Actinopteri, Perciformes, Nototheniidae. Gene Ontology annotation, molecular function: protein binding. The transcript has a single exon.